GGGGGCAGCCAAUACAAAUUCGCGUGCAUCUUGUUUUCGUAAGAAGUCAUGGCUGCUGUGGCGUUGGUGCAGGGCGCGAGUAGAGGUCUGGGCUUUGAGUUCUGCAGAUAUCUACUCUUAAACAAAUCUCCAACAGCCGUGAUCGCCACAUGCAGAAACCCGGACGCCGCACAACAUCUGGCAGCCCUGAGCGCGCAGCACGCGGACAGACUGACUGUCCUGAAACUGGACGUCUGCAGGGAAGAUGACAUUAAGAGGGCAGCAGAAAGUGUCAGCGAUGCCUUUGGGAAAGUGGAUUUGAUCAUUAAUUCUUCAGCUAUGCUUCAUCCGUCUGGUAAAGGAGAAACAAGUUUACGAGAAGUGUCCGCUCAGGGAGUAAUUUCCACUUUGACCACUAAUACAGUGGGUCCACUGGUGAUGGCCAAGUAUUUUGCCCCCCUGCUUCAGAAGGGAACAGGGGCGUUUGGCCAACAGUCCCCAAAGAAAGAGAAACAGCACAGUGGCAUCAUUGUGAACAUGACUGCUAGAGUGGGAUCUAUAGGAGACAAUGCUCUUGGAGGCUGGUACAGCUAUAGGAUGUCUAAAGCUGCCUUAAACAUGGCCACCAGAAACCUGUCCAUUGAGCUGGGACGAGGGCGCUCUAAAAUUGUGUGUGUAUCCCUGCAUCCUGGAACUGUGAAUACAGAUUUGUCUCGGGCCUACCAUCGCAACGUACCCAAGGACAAGCUGUUCAGCACAGAGUACUCAGUCCAAUGCCUUAUGAACAUUAUAGAUACUCUAAAUAUAGACAAAACUGGUAAAGCCUAUGCAUGGGACAGUACUGAAAUACCUUGGUAAACUUUGUGUGUUUGUGUGUACCCCAUUUUAAAAUAAAGGUGGAAGAGAAAAAAUGACAAAUCAUGCUGGAACAAAUUAAGCGAAGUCUUGUACAGAAAAUGAAUGUUUGCAUAUUAAGGAAACAUUGGAUUUCAAAAUUACUGUUGUUUUAUAAAAAGCCUUUGAAACAUACAAAUACAUUCCAGAAACACUUGAAACUGUCCUUGUUUCUUUUUCAUUUUGAUUAAGAAUGGCACAGUCUGUCUGUUCUGCUGUGCUCAAAACAUAGAACUACCACAUCAGAUAAGAAGAGCUUAUCACAAAUUUUAGU
Messenger RNA from Onychostoma macrolepis, 1147 nucleotides. RefSeq lists its product as uncharacterized. NCBI's taxonomy places the organism in Eukaryota, Metazoa, Chordata, Actinopteri, Cypriniformes, Cyprinidae. The coding region runs from base 49 to 837 and encodes 262 amino acids. The transcript is spliced from 3 exons. The record is from RefSeq and is a predicted model, not a curated record.